This is a messenger RNA of Andrographis paniculata, 1451 nucleotides long. RefSeq names its product GDSL esterase/lipase At5g45960-like. Gene Ontology annotation, molecular function: hydrolase activity, acting on ester bonds. The transcript has 5 exons. NCBI's taxonomy places the organism in Eukaryota, Viridiplantae, Streptophyta, Magnoliopsida, Lamiales, Acanthaceae. Bases 174 to 1292 code for a protein of 372 amino acids. The record is from RefSeq and is a predicted model, not a curated record.
AGUUGAGACCCAUAAAUCUUGCACAAAGAAUUGGUCUUCCCAACCAAAUCGAUCAAACCCCUGUAGAGUUCUAUCCCACUUCACGACUCUUCUUUUUUUAAUUAUAUUAAGUGUUUGAUGACGAUGAUGAUAUUCUCGUCUUAUUAAGACAAUACUACACACUAAAAACAAGAAUGGGCUUUACAGCAGUAAUUGUUCUCAAGCCUUUCUUCUUGUCUUCUCCGGCGCUGUUUCUUCUCCUUCUUAUUCUCUUUGCACCUUCCAGAGGCGGCGCACGGCGGCUGAGGUCCGUCGACCCGCCGCCGGUUCCGGCGAUACUCGUCUUCGGCGACUCGACGGCCGAUUCCGGUAAUAAUAAUUACAUCGGCACUGCCUUCAAAGGCAAUUUCUCCCCUUAUGGAAAGGACUUCGUCAAUCAGACUGCCACAGGAAGAUUCUCCAAUGGACGCCUUGCUAAUGAUUAUAUUGCUAAAUACAUUGGCAUAAAAGAUUAUGUUCCUCCAUAUUUGGAUCCGACGCUGAGCACUGAAGAACUCAUGACUGGUGUCAGCUUUGCUUCUGCCGGAUCCGGGUUCGACCCGCUUACGUCAUCCAUUGGAAGCGUGAUUCCAGUGGCGAAGCAGGUGGAGUAUUUGAAGGAGUACAGAGGGAAACUGGAGGCAGCCAUUGGUAAGGACAAGACAAUGGAGGUAAUGGAAAAUGCACUGUUCCUUGUAAGUGCAGGCACCAAUGAUUUCGUGGCGAAUUAUUUCAUGUUUCCGUUGAGACGAGUGGGCUACACUGUCCCGGCUUACAUGGACUUCGUGUUGAGCAACACUCGCCAGUUCUUGCAGGGAUUAAUCGGCGAAGGAGCUCGUAGAAUCGCCGUCGCCGGGCUGCCGCCGAUUGGCUGCUUGCCCGUCGUGAUAACGCUCUUCUCCGACCACCCGAUCGGAAACCGCGACUGCCUCAACAACCUCUCCUCCGUCGCCGUAGAGUACAACCAGAAGCUCCAAAACGAACUCAGAUCAUUGCAGCAAGAACUCCAUGGCAGUACUCGGAUUGCUUACUUGGACUCCUACAGUCCUUUGCAGGACAUGACCUCCGGCAACAGAAAUGAGUUCGAGGAAUUGAGAAUCGGAUGCUGCGGGACGGGUCUGCUGGAGAUGGGGUUUUUGUGCAAUCCGAAGUCUCCGGUGUGCGCCGACGCCGGAAAAUACGUUUUCUGGGAUUCCAUUCAUCCUACCGAGAAGUCGUAUGAUCUUAUGGUCCAGGCGUUCCGGCCUGUCAUUGAUGGCUUGAUUAGAGAGUAAUUAGUCGGCGGGAUUCAUUUGAUGUGUUAAUUAGUAUUAUAUUGUUGGGAAUUCGUAUCAUGUAUACGAAUUGUAAGCCGCCAUUGAUGAGCUAGAAACUACUCUGUACGCAAGCAAUGAUGCUUGUUUUUAUAUACGAGGAAGAAGAUUAAAAAAAUU